AAAUAAAUAAAAGUCGGUUCGUUAAUUUUAGGACUGUAAAUAUGAAAUUAGAGAACUCAAACGUCUAUGGCGGAAACUUUGAGCAACCAAUCCAUGGAGAAAUUAUCAGAGAGGCUCUCUGUACUGGAUAACCUCUAUUUCCCGCGCGCUCACCAAUCAUCCGCCUCUACUCCGUCACAACGCAAAUCCCUCCUACUCGACCUUCUCUCUCGCGAUGUGCCCCUCUUUUUAGAACGUUAUGGGACGCAGUUAACAUCAGACGAGCUUAAUGAAUUUGAAACUUUGAAAUAUGAUUAUGAAAUCAAUUGGCAUCUGAAUCAUCUGAGGAGUGUUAUUAGCCCGACACAAGAAGAUCUAAAGUCCAGGUCAGUUAAGAUUAAGAACAGACGGCGAGCUUAUCUGGACAAAUUAUUAAGUGAUGGACAGUACUUCUCAGAGGACGCAAUGAGGGAACGAGAGCCAUAUUUGCACCAUGAGUAUUUGGGGAAGUUCCAAGAUCCAAGUGGGAGGAGCAUGGCGAGACCAGGGGAACGAUGGUCUGAGACACUAAUGAGGCAGUCAGAAGAGGCAGCACUUGUUAAGAAAAUUAGGGAUGAGCAGCAGAGACGAGGUGUAGCUCAGAGUGAUUGGGUCGGGUUUGACGCUCAGGAACUUGAAAAUAUGCAGGAGGAGGAGGAAGAAGAAGAAGAAACAGAGGAGGAGGAAGAAGAAGAAGAUGAGGAGGAGGAGCAAGACAAAGAUGAAAAGGACAUGUCAACUAAUAGACAAGAGGUUCAUCCAAAUAACCCUGAUGCUUCGGAUGACACGCCAUCAGAGAGGAGAAGACCUGCUAUGAUGGAUUCUCUGUCAACAGAGGAGAUGCAAGAGCGACUGGACCAGUUCGCUUACAUCAUGCAGGAAAAGUUUUUAUUAGGAGAAGAUGGUUUGGAUUACUCAAAAAUUGACGAGGAUGAGACCUUGGAUGAUCAUUGGAUGAAAGAAGCAAAUUAUGAUGCUGAGGAGAAGUACUUUGAUGAUGACUGAGCUUAAUUACCGAGUGGUAUCUAGCUUUUGAUACUACAUAAGUACACAUCUUAACAAGUUUCUAUCAUGUAUAUGUUGUUAGCGCUGUAUGCAAGUAUGCUUAGGUUUAAUAUGGUUAAUGUAGCUGAAGAUCGAUGGCUGGGUUUUGUUUUUUAAAGUUGCUUCCUAUCGA
Messenger RNA from Capsicum annuum, 1195 nucleotides. RefSeq names its product coiled-coil domain-containing protein 97. The coding region runs from base 67 to 1023 and encodes 318 amino acids. The transcript has 3 exons. The record is from RefSeq and is a predicted model, not a curated record. Lineage: Eukaryota; Viridiplantae; Streptophyta; Magnoliopsida; Solanales; Solanaceae.